Messenger RNA from Ctenocephalides felis (cat flea), 8060 nucleotides. RefSeq lists its product as uncharacterized. Gene Ontology annotation, biological process: actin cytoskeleton organization. The transcript is spliced from 19 exons. The record is from RefSeq and is a predicted model, not a curated record. Bases 29 to 7912 code for a protein of 2627 amino acids. Gene Ontology annotation, molecular function: protein binding; guanyl-nucleotide exchange factor activity. NCBI's taxonomy places the organism in Eukaryota, Metazoa, Arthropoda, Insecta, Siphonaptera, Pulicidae.
GCCGUAUUCACAUCGUACGCAAUGCCAUAUGGCUCAGGGAUCACCUGACGCGGUGCUCCGAGGCCCGCGGGGGUCCUUACCUGUGAGAGUUCUGCACUGGAAUAGAACAGGAUAUGUGAACUUAGGACCGCCUCGCGCCCUUGCGAGCCGAAUUGCGGGCUCUGAUGAGCGGCCUUGCUGUUGUGUCGGAGUGCUGCCCUGGCCGCGCGCUAUUAAUAGCCCCCGUGGCGGCGGCCGAGCUCUGUUCUGGCGUCCUCGCAAUGCAGUGUCUCGCGCGAGCCCAGAGCGCGUAUAUCGUCCCUCUGGUAGUACAUCAUUACCCGCCAUACAGGCUCUAGGAGUCGCGAAGACGCCUGACGUAUCGUUGACAGUAGGAGGCCAGGAUGCGCGACCGCGCGUACGUGCCAAACCCGAGCUGCCCGCUCUUUUGAAGCCUUGUGCUGGCGCUGACACGCUGGAUCGCCUGCAGCGUUUUCGCUUUGGCCGCGGGGGCCGUUCUCGACACAACCGACCGUCGCGGACCGGAGAUCGCGCCGACAGCUUGCGGGAACUUACUGAACGUCUGAAAGGCGCCACUAGUUCCAAUGUGCCCCCCGUGCCACCUACACCGCCGCCGCUACCACCGCCUGUACCGCCACCGCGAAACAGAACACCUCGUUCUCCGCCCGCAACUUUGCAACAGCAUGUCUGCAAUACGCAGCAGGAUGACUCUUUUGACGUACAACUCAGCAAGCCAGAGUCGAGAGCCAUUGUUGGAUCUUAUAUUCAACGAACCAUACCAUUCCGGAGUGCAUCCUUUUCGCAGGUCGACUAUUUACCAGAUGGUAAAAAGUAUGUUCGAAACACACAGAAUCCACGCAUUGCCUCCGGAUCUGUGGCGGCUGAAGCAGGUCUCACGCUGCCACGAAAACGCGAGGGUGUUAGCCCAAACUCCAGAGUGGCAAAGGAAUUAAUAUCUUCAAAUGAAAUACCAGCGAUUGAAAGUGAUUCACAGUUAAAAUGUUAUGAAAAUGUGCCAAACGAAAUAGAUGAAAGUGAUACACCGAGUGACAAUCGAACAUGUGCAGUCGAACUUAACAAUAUACCCCCUUCACCGGAGUGUCCUGGGACACAAAUUGAAGGUAGCAUAAUUGAAAAAUUAACGUCGGAUAUUCUUUUGCAGAAUGUCACGACAGUUGAUAAUGAUUCAGCAAAAGUUACAAAAAGCCAAAAUGGAAAUUCAAAAUUCAAUACAUUUCCAAAAAGAAAAGAUAGUAGACAAGAUGAUUUGCCGUAUUCUUCAAUUGAUGCUGAGAACAUGAAAAGUUUUGGCAAACGAGAUUUCGAGAAAGAUUCUGAAAACUACGUAUCAUCUCGAAAUUGUUUGAUUGAUACUUCCUCCAGUGAACCCAUGGUUUCUAUUAGUGCAAGUGAAUCAGAUAAAACUGUUGUAGAUAAUUCUUCGAACUCAGGUGUAGUUGAUAUAAAUCUUGUUAAUGAAAACUCACAGGUACCUCAAGAAACGAGUGUAGUUAAACCCGACUUGCAUACGGCUGUGUUAACUGUUGUACCAGUGCCGGUUUAUGAAUGUAUUGUUCGCGAAUGGUCUUCAACAACACCAAGUGAGACAGAUCAAUGGACUGCUGCGACACCUACUUUAAUUACAAGUGAUUCGGUUAAAAGUGAUACUCCUUCUCCAGAUGUAAGCGUUGCCGAAGAGCGAAAACGAGUUGUGGAUAAAUCUAAACGUAGGAAAGGUAUUUAUAUAACACAAUGGCCUUCUCAGGAUACGGAUGUUACGGAAGAUUUAAAUGAAUGUAAAAGUAGCGCAGAGGAAUUGGUAGAGCAAACUAAACUUGAGAAUCAUGUUGAUGAUUCGAAAACUGAAUGGCGAAAUGAAUCAUCAGACUAUAAAAGUAAUAGAUCUACUUGGUCUCCAAGACCACCUUUGUCUUGCCAAACAUCAGAAGAAAAAGAAGAAGAUAAUCGAAAAGCAUUCAAUAGACGAAUGGAAUCUCUUUCUGAUGGUGAAAGUGAUCAAGGAGCUUCUUCGCCUGGUAGAGAUCAUACCACCUCACCUUCUCCCUCACCUUUUGAUUUGUCUGAUUGUGAAAACAAACCUAUGCAUCCUCCAAGACGCUACUCGAAAAGACCUUUGCGAGGUCCGUAUGGCCAAAUGCUUGAAGCAGAGAUGAAGAAACCUGAUGCAUCAAAAUUUUCCAAGAUGCAAUACAACGAAGAAUUGAAGUUUCUGGAAGAACUAAUUUCGCCAAAACAGCAAAAUCAACAGGAUUCACGUGCAGCCCGCGUUCGUCAAAAUAAUCGAUCAUUUGAUGCAUCUCAUUUGACCAGCCAUGCUGCGCAACAGCAGAAUUUGACACAGGCGCAAAUAAGGACGCCACCUAAACGCAAGCAAGUAAAUUUAGGACAGCAAGAAGGUGGGCUGAAGGAGCCACCGAGGACAGUUUAUCAUCAAAGAACUGCAUCUAGUCCAUCGCAACUGGAAAAUGCUAGGAGUCCACCCGAACCAAGUGCUGAACUAUUGGCAGAACUUUUAAGAGGAAGCUCCGAAAGAUUAUGCACCGAUACUGGAGGAUUAGAUGGAAUUCCAGCUUGCGUACAGAAUUCUGACACCAUAGCGCUGACAGGGCCGUAUUCACAUCGUACGCAAUGCCAUAUGGCUCAGGGAUCACCUGACGCGGUGCUCCGAGGCCCGCGGGGGUCCUUACCUGUGAGAGUUCUGCACUGGAAUAGAACAGGAUAUGUGAACUUAGGACCGCCUCGCGCCCUUGCGAGCCGAAUUGCGGGCUCUGAUGAGCGGCCUUGCUGUUGUGUCGGAGUGCUGCCCUGGCCGCGCGCUAUUAAUAGCCCCCGUGGCGGCGGCCGAGCUCUGUUCUGGCGUCCUCGCAAUGCAGUGUCUCGCGCGAGCCCAGAGCGCGUAUAUCGUCCCUCUGGUAGUACAUCAUUACCCGCCAUACAGGCUCUAGGAGUCGCGAAGACGCCUGACGUAUCGUUGACAGUAGGAGGCCAGGAUGCGCGACCGCGCGUACGUGCCAAACCCGAGCUGCCCGCUCUUUUGAAGCCUUGUGCUGGCGCUGACACGCUGGAUCGCCUGCAGCGUUUUCGCUUUGGCCGCGGGGGCCGUUCUCGACACAACCGACCGUCGCGGACCGGAGAUCGCGCCGACAGCUUGCGGGAACUUACUGAACGUCUGAAAGGCGCCACUAGUUCCAAUGUGCCCCCCGUGCCACCUACACCGCCGCCGCUACCACCGCCUGUACCGCCACCGCGAAACAGAACACCUCGUUCUCCGCCCGCAACUUUGCAACAGCAUGUCUGCAAUACGCAGCAGGAUGACUCUUUUGACGUACAACUCAGCAAGCCAGAGUCGAGAGCCAUUGUUGGAUCUUAUAUUCAACGAACCAUACCAUUCCGGAGUGCAUCCUUUUCGCAGGUCGACUAUUUACCAGAUGGUAAAAAGUAUGUUCGAAACACACAGAAUCCACGCAUUGCCUCCGGAUCUGUGGCGGCUGAAGCAGGUCUCACGCUGCCACGAAAACGCGAGGGUGUUAGCCCAAACUCCAGAGUGGCAAAGGAAUUAAUAUCUUCAAAUGAAAUACCAGCGAUUGAAAGUGAUUCACAGUUAAAAUGUUAUGAAAAUGUGCCAAACGAAAUAGAUGAAAGUGAUACACCGAGUGACAAUCGAACAUGUGCAGUCGAACUUAACAAUAUACCCCCUUCACCGGAGUGUCCUGGGACACAAAUUGAAGGUAGCAUAAUUGAAAAAUUAACGUCGGAUAUUCUUUUGCAGAAUGUCACGACAGUUGAUAAUGAUUCAGCAAAAGUUACAAAAAGCCAAAAUGGAAAUUCAAAAUUCAAUACAUUUCCAAAAAGAAAAGAUAGUAGACAAGAUGAUUUGCCGUAUUCUUCAAUUGAUGCUGAGAACAUGAAAAGUUUUGGCAAACGAGAUUUCGAGAAAGAUUCUGAAAACUACGUAUCAUCUCGAAAUUGUUUGAUUGAUACUUCCUCCAGUGAACCCAUGGUUUCUAUUAGUGCAAGUGAAUCAGAUAAAACUGUUGUAGAUAAUUCUUCGAACUCAGGUGUAGUUGAUAUAAAUCUUGUUAAUGAAAACUCACAGGUACCUCAAGAAACGAGUGUAGUUAAACCCGACUUGCAUACGGCUGUGUUAACUGUUGUACCAGUGCCGGUUUAUGAAUGUAUUGUUCGCGAAUGGUCUUCAACAACACCAAGUGAGACAGAUCAAUGGACUGCUGCGACACCUACUUUAAUUACAAGUGAUUCGGUUAAAAGUGAUACUCCUUCUCCAGAUGUAAGCGUUGCCGAAGAGCGAAAACGAGUUGUGGAUAAAUCUAAACGUAGGAAAGGUAUUUAUAUAACACAAUGGCCUUCUCAGGAUACGGAUGUUACGGAAGAUUUAAAUGAAUGUAAAAGUAGCGCAGAGGAAUUGGUAGAGCAAACUAAACUUGAGAAUCAUGUUGAUGAUUCGAAAACUGAAUGGCGAAAUGAAUCAUCAGACUAUAAAAGUAAUAGAUCUACUUGGUCUCCAAGACCACCUUUGUCUUGCCAAACAUCAGAAGAAAAAGAAGAAGAUAAUCGAAAAGCAUUCAAUAGACGAAUGGAAUCUCUUUCUGAUGGUGAAAGUGAUCAAGGAGCUUCUUCGCCUGGUAGAGAUCAUACCACCUCACCUUCUCCCUCACCUUUUGAUUUGUCUGAUUGUGAAAACAAACCUAUGCAUCCUCCAAGACGCUACUCGAAAAGACCUUUGCGAGGUCCGUAUGGCCAAAUGCUUGAAGCAGAGAUGAAGAAACCUGAUGCAUCAAAAUUUUCCAAGAUGCAAUACAACGAAGAAUUGAAGUUUCUGGAAGAACUAAUUUCGCCAAAACAGCAAAAUCAACAGGAUUCACGUGCAGCCCGCGUUCGUCAAAAUAAUCGAUCAUUUGAUGCAUCUCAUUUGACCAGCCAUGCUGCGCAACAGCAGAAUUUGACACAGGCGCAAAUAAGGACGCCACCUAAACGCAAGCAAGUAAAUUUAGGACAGCAAGAAGGUGGGCUGAAGGAGCCACCGAGGACAGUUUAUCAUCAAAGAACUGCAUCUAGUCCAUCGCAACUGGAAAAUGCUAGGAGUCCACCCGAACCAAGUGCUGAACUAUUGGCAGAACUUUUAAGAGGAAGCUCCGAAAGAUUAUGCACCGAUACUGGAGGAUUAGAUGGAAUUCCAGCUUGCGUACAGAAGUUUUUGGAUACGAGGACUCAUGUCGUUGUAGAGUUAUUUGAUACAGAACGCUCCUAUGUAGAAGCUUUACAAAUUCUAGUUUUGAAAUACCUUCAUCCUCUGCAAAGUCCGGAGCACGCCGGACUUGUGGAUUCUUCUCUAGUUGAUGAAAUAUUUUAUAUGGUUCCUGCUAUUCUAGCAGUUCAUGAAAAAUUCUUAGAAGAACUUCGGAAAAGAUUAGAAGUCUGGGAUGCAAAGCAAAAAGUUGGCGAUGUAUUUCUGGACGCCUUUAGUAACCCAUCUGUGAUGGAAACUUACACGGGUUUCAUAAAUAAUUGGAAAAAGGCAAAAGAAGCAAUCAAAACUACAUCUGCUGCGAGGCCAGCUUUUGCUAGAUUUUUAGAGGCAAUGGCGAGAGAAAAUAAAGGGAAACUUGCAUUAGAUAACUUACUCAUAAAACCUGUGCAAAAAUUUCCAAGGUACGAGCUUUUACUUCAAAGAUUGAUAAAGCACACAGACACCGAGCACCCGGAUCAUAAGCUCUUGUUGGAAGCUCAAAGACAAGUUCAUGACUUAUUAGUGAAAAUUAACUGCACUGAAAGAGAAACUUUGGAGUAUGAACAACAGCAAAAUACUUUGAGAGAAAUAGAAAAUUUAGUGGAAGGUUUAGAUAAUUUGGUAGCCCCGGAAAGAACAUAUAUUAGGCACGAUUUAGUAAGCAUGCACGCUGGACAAGGAGCAAGAAAAGAACGUGCAUUGUUCUUAUUUUCAGAUUUAUUGAUUAUUACAAGCAUUAAAAGGCGCAGUGGUACGAUACGAAAACCUACCACCGCAUGUCCAGGAAGCAUAGCGAGUACAUUGGAUGCAAAUAAAUACAAAUUACUUCUGAAAAUUCCUUUGGAUGAUUUAGAGAUAAUGAAAGUCAAAGAUGAGAGUGUCAGACGUGCAAUUCGCGAAAUGGAGUCCUUAAGUUCGGAUUUGAGAGCUAUUCAACGAAUUGGCGAAUUGGCAAGUUCUCUCAGGUGUCCCCAUUCAGCCUUGGAUGAUGUUGUUCGCGAAAUGCAAGCAUCAUUAUCGAGACAAUUAGCAGACAGACAAGCUGGUGAUACCCAGCUUUCUUACUUGGAGAUGACCAUCAAUAUGCCAAAUGGUAUAGAGAAUAUAUCGGUCGUAUUUUCGAAACCGGAGAAACGAUCAGGGUGGGAAGAAGCUUUCAACGAAGCGAAACAAAAAUUGUCUCUAUUAGCCGAUAGGAGACCGACUCCAGAAUUUGUAACACCAGUUCCUAUAAGGAAAACACGAGCCGGACUCCAAUUUACAUGUGCGGCACCAACUUUAGGAUUCUCUUCGGGACCACAUGGAGAAAACGACGUUUGGGUGUGCAAUAGUGAUGGAUACGUGGGACAGGUAUGUGUUUUAAGCCUUCACCCUGAACCGACUGUGGCAAGCUGCAAUGGAGUUUGUAAUGCCCGCAUUUUAUGUGUUGCUUCGGUACCCGCAGCUUCAAGUCAACCAAGCAAAGAUCUCGAGUACGACAAACUCAAAACGGAUGUUAGUAUAUCGGUUGAAGACACCGAUAAGCUCUCUGGUAAUAUUCACCUAGAUAGUGAUAGUUCAAGUGAUGAUGAAGAUUAUGUAUCGGAGGGUGUCCCGGAACACGAACAAAGUGCUCCGCCAAGUCCGGAACCUAGGAAAUCACCGAUCAUCGUCUCUGAAGAAUCUAUAGGUGGCGGUGAUGGUUUGUUGCCUACAAUGUGGCUGGGAACAGAGGACGGAUGCAUACACGUGUAUAACUGUACAGAUAAUAUAAGAACGAAGAAAAACAAGAUUAAAAUUCAACACGGAUCAGCUGUGUAUUGUAUCAUAUAUUUGGAUAACAAAGUAUUUGUAUCGUUUGCAAAUGGCGAUAUUAGUGUUUACACAAGAGAUCAAACGGGUUGGAAUACAAACGAUCCAACGACGGUGUGCGUUGGUUCAAAUGUGGCGCCCGUGACCAAGUUGCUUCCAGUCGCUAGUCGAUUAUGGUGUUCGGCGCAUAAUCAUAUCAAAAUUAUCAAUACAGAAUCAUUACAAGUUGAACAAACGUUUCAAGUCAACACCGAUAUCAAUAAGCCAAUAACAAAUAUGGUCACUGGAAAUUCGGGGGUUUGGAUAUCGUUGCAAAAUUCCGCAGUUUUAAAAUGUUAUCAUGCAAAUACGUACGAAUGUGUACUGGAAGUAAACAUUGCACCAAGUGUUACAAAGAUGUUAGCGGCUUGCGAUGAUAUUAUUCGACAACAUAAAGCAGCGUGUUUAAGAGUGACAGCCCUGUUAGCUUGCAAAGAUUUAUUAUGGAUAGGAACAAGUGCUGGAGUAAUAUUGACCAUGCCAAUGCCACAUAUUGGAAUGCUGGCUUCAGGAAAACAACCUAGUUUGCCGAAUGUUUCAGGAGUGCCUCAUGGACACACAGGCCACGUACGAUUUCUAACUUAUGUAGAACAUUCUAUGGCCACUUUGAGUGCUGAAGUGACGGAAAGGCAACCAGCUCGAAAUACAGCUAAAGUUAUCGGACCAUUCAAAUGUGAACAAGGUAAUGGACAGAGUAUCAGUGGUUUAGUUAUAUCUGGUGGCGAUGGUUAUGAAGAUUUCCGAAACGUUGGUGCAUCAGAAGUCGCAGGCAGAGAAGAUUCUACUAAUCAUUUGCUACUUUGGCAAGUUUGAUCAGAAAAUGCAUACGAAAUGAGUUCGAGACAAUUGUAAUAUGAAUCAGGUAGAAAAAAUCCAGUUUUAUACAUAUAUAUUUCAAUUUUUAAUAUUGUAAUUUGUUCAUUCAAUUUUUAAUUUAAAGAUGUGUUUUUUUACUGUGGCU